Molecule: messenger RNA, 1238 nt
Organism: Rosa rugosa (rugosa rose)
Lineage: Eukaryota; Viridiplantae; Streptophyta; Magnoliopsida; Rosales; Rosaceae
Product: eukaryotic translation initiation factor 2 subunit beta-like
Exons: 10
Coding region: 200-1012 (270 amino acids)
Biological process (GO): translational initiation; formation of cytoplasmic translation initiation complex; formation of translation preinitiation complex
Cellular component (GO): eukaryotic translation initiation factor 2 complex
Molecular function (GO): mRNA binding; translation initiation factor activity; translation initiation factor binding
Source: RefSeq, a predicted model, not a curated record
UAUUUUUGCAAGUAUACCAUUAGGUUUUGCUUCUCAUUCGUUAAACGUUAUCGUUGUUCACAGCUCGACCUAGUCGAAACCAGUCAGUAGUCUUCUUCUCUCAGCUUCACCACUAGACUUCGUCUUCUCCAUCUCCGACUACACCAGGUUUCGGUGCGUGAUAGGUUGAUUUAAUUUCGCUUGUUUUGCAGCAGCAAUCAUGGCAGAUGAUCAGAAUGAUGUGAAGGAGGAGGUGGCGCUGGCAGACAUUGCCCCUUUUGAUCCUAGUAAAAAGAAGAAGAAGAAGAAGGUUGUAAUUGAGGAUCCAGCUGAUGAUUCUGUGGACAAGUUGGCUGAGAAAACGGAAAGCCUGGCAGUUUCUGAUGGGCAGGACAGUGCAUUUUCUGGUUUGAAAAAGAAGAAGAAGAAGCCAAUUGAAACCAGUAUUUUGAAUGAGGAGCCUGGCGAUGUACCGGAGGAUUUGGAUGAGCACCCGGGUGAGGAUGAAGAAGGAGAAGGAAUUUUACUGGAGGCCUCCAAUCCUUGGGAGGGUAGUGAUCGUGAUUAUGAAUAUGAGGAGCUUCUUGGAAGGGUGUAUAACAUUCUUAGGGAGAAUAAUCCGGAGCUAGCUGGAGACAGGCGUAGGACAGUUAUGAGGCCUCCACAAGUUCUACGUGAGGGCACAAAGAAAACUGUCUUUGUGAAUUUCAUGGAUCUGUGCAAGACGAUGCAUAGGCAACCAGAGCAUGUACAGAAUUUCUUGUUGGCCGAACUGGGGACAAGUGGAUCACUUGAUGGACAACAGAGGUUAGUUGUCAAGGGAAGGUUCGCCCCCAAGAAUUUUGAAGGGAUUCUGCGGCGAUAUGUCAAUGAAUAUGUGAUUUGCCUUGGUUGCAAAAGCCCUGACACUAUACUGUCAAAGGAGAAUCGCCUGUAUUUUCUCAGAUGCGAGAAGUGUGGUUCUGGACGAUCAGUUGCUCAGAUCAAACAAGGUUUUGUUGCUCGUGUUGGGCGUAGGAAUGCCGGGGCAUGAUCCUGUUUUGCAUUUGGCUUCUGGUUAUGCCUGCUGUUCUGUGUAUUAGGAGAACCAUGGUUUACUACUAGUUUAAUGAAAUUUUGGAUUGCCUGUUUGUUACUACCUAGAACAACGGUAACAGUUGUGAUAUGUACACUGAGGAGAUAACUCUGGCUAUUUUGCUGUCACAUACUCAUCUAUUGCUUCCAAGUCCUUAUGUUUGAGUUGAGAAAGGCUUCUAUGA